Molecule: messenger RNA, 1742 nt
Organism: Lolium rigidum
Lineage: Eukaryota; Viridiplantae; Streptophyta; Magnoliopsida; Poales; Poaceae
Product: KH domain-containing protein At1g09660/At1g09670-like
Exons: 7
Coding region: 443-1315 (290 amino acids)
Biological process (GO): regulation of mRNA splicing, via spliceosome
Cellular component (GO): nucleus
Molecular function (GO): mRNA binding
Source: RefSeq, a predicted model, not a curated record
UCUCUCUCAUCUCCCACCCACCGCUUCUCCACAGGGUUUGUCGUCGCAGUAGAGAGAGAAAGGAGGCAGAGCAAGCACGAACAACAGCAGCGGGCAGGCAGACAGGCAGCCACAAAGAGCUGCUGCCAACCCCUGCACAGCCUGUGCUCUGAUAAUUGACUGAUACAAACCCAGCUAUUACCUUUCUUUUUAUUUAAUUUUUAGCAUAUAUAAUCCCACCCAUCCCUAUACUUAUUUCUUGGUUCUUGGCAGCUUUCUGUCUUUUCUAGAUUUCACUGGAUUCCAUAUAGGCCUCCACCACAUUCAUUUGCUUCGAUAGCUACCCAGCCUUUUGCUCCUCUGUUUUCUUGAUCUCUUCUCUUGGCUCCCUGGGCUCUUCCAUGCCCCAAAAGAUCGCAAUCUUGUAGAGUUCUCCUUUGGAUUCUUGUUUCCGUCAGGAGCCAUGGAUGAGAGGAUACCGCCAGCCCCUUUCUUCCAGUAUUCACCAUCUGGUGUCCAUUCUUCCCCUCGCCAGCACAAUCCCAUGAGGUCGUCUGCCUCCGAGAGGGACAGAUAUAUUGCCGAGUUACUUGCUGAGAGACAGAAAUUAGUUCCAUUCUUGCAAGUUCUUCCAUUUUGUAACAGGCUUUUAAACCAAGAAAUUUUGCGGGCAUCUUCUUUGCCACCUAACCCAAAUUUUGUUGAACCUGAGAGAACUGAUUACAGUAGCCCGUUAAGAUUAUCUGGCCACCCUAUGAAUUGCCAACCAAUGGAUCUGGAGGGAUGGACAGGAAUGCAAGCAGAGCACAUGGGGGUACACCAAUCGCCAUCCAUGGGCUGGAAUGCUGUUCCUGGUGUAGUUGGCAGCCCUGUUGUGAAGAAACUUAUCAGGAUAGAUAUUCCUGCAGACAAGUAUCCAAAUUUCAACUUUGUUGGUCGGUUGUUGGGGCCACGAGGAAACUCCCUGAAAAGAGUUGAAGCUACAACACAGUGUAGAGUCUAUAUUCGUGGACGUGGUUCCGUGAAAGAUACUGUUAAGGAAAACAAGCUUAGAGAUAAGCCUGGCUAUGAGCACUUAAAUGAACCACUCCAUUUACUUGUCGAAGCUGAGUUCCCGGCAGGUAUCGUUGAUGCCCGAUUAAACCAAGCUGUGGCCAUACUGGAGGAUCUUCUCAAACCAGUAGAUGAAUCCAUGGACUACUUCAAGAAGCAACAGCUGAGAGAACUGGCAAUACUGAAUGGCACUCUAAGAGAGGAAAGCCCAAGCCCCCAUCUCAGUCCCAGUGUAUCACCCUUCAACUCCACCGGGAUGAAACGUGCGAAAACUGGCCAGUGAUCGUACUCCUGAAUAUCGAUUUGCCUGAGGUGACCUUCAUUUGAACAGAUUGCAAACCUGGUCUACUUCUGGAAAUAGUUCCUGAUGCAUAUGAGGGGCCAGCACGAUCGCGUUCAGGCUUGUCAUGUCAUGAUAUGUGCUUCACCUCAGAUAUGUCAUUGGACGGACGAUCGCCGUCAGAGAAUUUGUGUGGUUGUGGAGUUGGAGCUGUCUGUUUGGUCUUAUUGAUUAUUCUUUUAUGUAGCUAACUCCCAAUGUUAACAUUUUUGGUUCGUGGUGGUCCGCAGAAAGUCUCUCGAUUAGUUCUGGACAAUACCAAUAAGGAUUUUGUCUGUACAAGAAAUAGCUGUUUCAUGUCAAGGGGUUUAUGUUAUUCUUGAUAGUCAUGGUUCUCAAUAAGAUCUAUUUAUAUUGGUAUUUAGCCUCC